Messenger RNA from Dioszegia hungarica, 636 nucleotides. Its product is annotated as OSCP/delta subunit of ATPase. The coding region runs from base 1 to 636 and encodes 211 amino acids. Lineage: Eukaryota; Fungi; Basidiomycota; Tremellomycetes; Tremellales; Bulleribasidiaceae. Gene Ontology annotation, molecular function: proton-transporting ATP synthase activity, rotational mechanism. Gene Ontology annotation, biological process: proton motive force-driven mitochondrial ATP synthesis. The transcript has 6 exons. The record is from RefSeq and is a predicted model, not a curated record.
AUGUCGGCAGCUCGUCUUUUGCUUAAAAGGGGUUACGCGACCGCAGCGGCGGGCACCUCGGGCUCCGUCAAGGCGCCUCUCCAGCUCAACUCCCUCACUGGCACCUACGCCACCUCGACCUACUUGGCCGCACUGAAGAAGUCAACCAAGGAUCUCGAGUCAUUGGCGAAGGACAUUGAGACUUUUGACAAGAAGAUCAAGGAGGACCAAAAGGUCGCGGCUUUCAUCCAAAACCCCACUCUCUCCGCCUCCGACCGCACCUCGCAAAUGAAGACCUUCCUCCCCUCAUCGACCUCGCCCAUUCUCACCAACCUCCUCUCCGUUCUGUCCGAGAACGGCCGUCUCGCAUCCGCCCCCAAGGUGUUUGCCGACUUCAACUCGCUCAUGGCGGCGUACCGUGGCGAGCUCGAGGUGAUUGUGACGAGCGCGGAGCAGCUCGACGGGAAGGCGCUGAGCAGGCUCGAGAAGGCCUUGAAGGGGACUGAGGUUGCGCAGGGCAAGACGCUCAAGAUUUCCAACCGGGUCAACCCCGCUGUCCUCGGUGGUCUCUUGGUCGACUUCGGAGACAAGUCGAUCGACCUUUCAGCCAGCUCCAAGGUCAACCGAUUCAACGCCGCUCUUUCCCAGGGUGUCUAG